This is a messenger RNA of Zea mays, 2637 nucleotides long. RefSeq lists its product as uncharacterized. Gene Ontology annotation, cellular component: membrane. The record is from RefSeq and is a predicted model, not a curated record. The transcript has 12 exons. The coding region runs from base 119 to 2200 and encodes 693 amino acids. Lineage: Eukaryota; Viridiplantae; Streptophyta; Magnoliopsida; Poales; Poaceae.
AGGUUCAACUAUUUCGGUUGCAUACCUUGACGCUUCCCCAACGCAUGACUCCAUUCUUUCCCGGGCCUCCCCAAACAAUACGGCAAGAACUCCCGAGAAAGGUUUCUAGCUCACACCAAUGGCGACUCUGUCUCUUCGUCUACACACCAAGGCCGGCGCCGCUCCUCUCUGGCGACAAAGGCAACGACGGCAUGGUUCCCUUGAGAGGACCACCAGCCACCCGGUGAAGCAUGCUGGGAAACUGCAGGCGAGCUACAGGGGCCUUGAGGCACUGUAUGACGAUGGGUACCAGAAUGUGAAGGACCUAGGCUACUACUACGAAUCACUUGGCGAGCUGGUGGAGCAUGACACUGGGCCGGCGCGAUGGUUUUGCCCGGUCCACCCCGGCUCCCCGAUCGAGGAUGCUCCUCUAAUGCUAUAUUUGCCCGGCAUAGAUGGAAUGGGGAUGGGACUCUUCAUGCAUCACAAGGCACUUGGAAGGAUUUUUGAACUAAGAUGCAUGCACGUUCCUCUCCAUGAUCGCACGCCAUUUGAAGAUCUUGUUACAAUGGUAGAAGAUGUUGUAACAGAAGAGCAUGCUACUUCUCCCAAUAAGCCCAUCUAUCUACUGGGGAAUUCUUUUGGAGGGUGUUUGGCGCUUGCAGUAGCUGCUCGUAACCCACAUAUUAAUUUGGUAUUGGUACUAGUGAAUCCAGCAACAUCAUAUGAGAAGUCACGCAUCCAACAGCUUCUAUCGCUCUUGAGCCUGUUCUCUGAUCAAGCAUGCAUGGCAGUUACAGCUCUACUGAACUACAACAUCGACAAUGAACUGGACAUGGCAGUGAGUAGCAUGCUAAAUGGGAAGCAUCCGCUAGCAGCACUUAACAGAAUGACAAAUAACAUGACAUCAUUCCUGAAGCAUUCGAACAUACUUGACAAAAUACCAGAGGAUACACUUAAAUGGAAAAUGAAGCUGAUCAAACGGGCUGCUUCUUACGCCAAUUAUCGUCUACAAUCGGUUCAGGCCGAUGUGCUACUGUUAGUCAGCUGUGCUGACAGGUUACUUCCAAGCAAAGACGAAGCUGACAGGCUGCAGAGGUUGUUACCAAAGUGUAAAAUCUACUUCUUUGAGAAGCACGGGCACAGCUUACUACUGGAAUACGGUGUUCAUGUUGCAAGUAUCAUCAAGUGCACUGACCUCUACCGCCACUCGAGGCAGCACCACCGGGUGUUCGACUACAUCCCUCCAUCUGCAACUGAACUAAACGAAGUAGACAAAGCUACGUGUGAUCUGAGAUUCAGGACUUGCCCAGCGAUGUACUCCACUCUGGAGGACGGCACAGUGGUGAGGGGCCUCGCUGGAGUGCCCCAGGACGGCCCAGUGCUGCUGGUCGGCAACCACAUGCUUCUGGGGAUCGAGCUCAUCUCGCUGGCGGCGGAGUUCCUGCGGCUGAAGCGGGUGGUGGUGCGCGGCAUCGCGCACCCGCUCCUGUUCCCAAACAAGAAGAGAGCGUGGUCUGAGGGCCAUGACUUCUUCGACUUCCUCAACCUGUGGGGCGGCGUGCCCAUGAGGUACAAGUCCAUCUACGACCUGCUGCGCGCCGGCGAGUUCGUGCUCCUCUACCCCGGCGGCCACCGGGAGGCGCUGCAUUGCAAGGGCGAAGAGCACAGGCUGUUCUGGCCAACCCAGACGGAAUUUGUUAGGCUGGCAGCACAGUUUAACGCAACGAUUGUGCCUUUCGGAGUCGUCGGGGAGGAUGAUCUGUUAGAACUGCUCUGUACUUUCGACGACAUCAGGAAUGCACCCUUCGGCAAGGAAAUGAUCCAAGCGUACAGCAACCAUCUGAAGCUAAGGUACACACACACCUGUGAAUUAUUGCCCUGCUUGCUUGAGUUGUGCUGUGGAUUUCUCUGGAAAUGCAAAUGCUUCUCUUGCAGGGACGUUGACCAUGAGGUGAUCUUCCCGGGAAUGUAUCUGAAAAUGCCGGGCCGGUUCUACUACCAAUUCGGGAAGCCGAUUCCGACUAGAGGGAGGCAGGACGUCCUGACCGAUAAGCAUGCUGCGCAUCAUCUCUACAUGCAUGUUAAAUCGGAGGUGGAGCGUAUCAUCUCCUACUUGCUGGAGAAGAGGGUGGAGGACAGAUACAGGAACCUCAUCCCAAGAAUGUUGUACCAGGCUGCUCGGGGACCGACGUGUGAAGUCCCAGCGUUUGAUCCCUAAUUCAAUAGUGACUUAAAUUAGUUAUAUAUCAUAAAAAAUAGUGUUCAAUCUAUAAAAAACAACUCUAAAAACAUCCUAUUUUACAAAUUUCUGUAAAAAAAUAUAAAAACUAUUGAGAACACCAUAAAGUAACUUAAAUAUACAACACCCGAAUUAGUGUUAUGUUCUUAAUUUCCACAUCAUCUUCGAACUUUUGUUUCUAAUAAUAUAUAUUUUUUAAAGUACAUGAUUUAGUACUCACCUCAAUUCUUUUUGAGCGCUCUAAACACUAAUGGUGUAGUUUUUUUUAUUUUGGAGGCACUGUUUCAAGGAUGCAUAUUAUUAGAGAUACUGUCUCUAACAGCAUGCAUGUACAGCCAUGGUCGGUUUGCUGUCGUGUACUAGAAAGUAGAAAUCCUUACAUAAACAGCUGAACAAACAACUUAUACAGUUGGUCA